AUGAAAACUUCAAAAAGACGGCCGGUAGCUAAUGCACAGGCGCAAGUUUUAUCGUUUAACAAAUCAGCUCGUCCGGAAACAAUCGCAGAUCAUAACGACCCUUACAAAGUUGAUUGGAAUGAAGUUGACGAAAAUGUAAACUAUUAUGUUGGGGAAAAG
Dentiscutata heterogama is the source of this 159-nucleotide messenger RNA. The record is from the annotation of a GenBank genome assembly. Lineage: Eukaryota; Fungi; Glomeromycota; Glomeromycetes; Diversisporales; Gigasporaceae.